GGAGCAGUCCCAGUUCCUGCACUGCAGCUCUCUCAGAUGGUCCUGAAGGGAAUGGAGCUGCAAUAGCACUGAAGUAAAUCUGGCAGUGUGCCAGAGGGCGUAAGACAGAUAGUAAGACAGGAGUGAGGGAGUAAGACAGAAAGUAAGCAACGGCGAGGUAGAUUGGAUGUCAGCAUCGUGUGUGUGUGCUGCAGUGACUUGACGCUGUGUGUUGUGAUGAUGUUGGGAUGAGAUGGGUGAUGGUGGUGGGGUGGUGGUGCAGGGGUGCCGCCCCUUCUUCCUGUUUGACAGUUUUGUGCAGGCGUCGACGUGCAAGGAGACUCUGCGAGCCUUUCAGGAGCUCUGCACUGACCUCAAGCUGCAGCCAGGAGACAAUCCGCUAUUCUACAAGACCCUGAGGUCCAGACUGCACUACUGGAGAGCCAAAGCACUGUGGGCCAAACUGGACAAACGAGCCAGCCAGAAAGAGUACCAGAGGGGCCACGCUUGUUCUAAUACAACAUGCCUGAUAAUAGGCGCAGGACCAUGUGGGCUUCGUACAGCUAUCGAGCUGAGUUUUCUAGGAGCAAGGGUGGUGCUCAUGGAAAAGAGGGACACUUUCUCCAGGAACAACGUCCUCCAUCUCUGGCCAUUCACCAUCCAGGACCUGCGUGGCCUCGGAGCCAAGAAGUUUUAUGGAAAGUUUUGUGCAGGAGCCAUAGAUCAUAUUAGUAUCCGUCAGCUGCAGCUCAUACUGCUGAAAGUGGCUCUGCUCCUGGGUGUGGAGGUUCAUGUGAAUGUGGAGUUCAGGAGUCUGAAGGAACCUCCGGAGAACCAAGAAAACCAAAGUACUGGCUGGAGUGCUGAGGUCUAUCCACCUGCACAUCCAGUGAGUGAGCUGCAGUUCGAUGUGGUUGUUGGAGCAGAUGGCAGGAGAAACACCUUACCAGGAUUUCGUAGGAAAGAGUUCCGGGGAAAGCUGGCCAUCGCCAUUACUGCAAAUUUCAUCAACCGUAACACCACAGCAGAGGCCAAGGUGGAGGAGAUCAGCGGUGUGGCCUUUAUUUUUAACCAGAGAUUCUUCCAGGAGCUGCGUAGUGACACCGGUAUUGACCUGGAGAACAUUGUCUACUAUAAGGAUGACACUCAUUACUUUGUCAUGACGGCGAAGAAGCAGAGUCUCCUGGAGAAAGGCGUCAUACUGCAUGAUUAUGCAGACACAGAGGUUUUGCUCUCCAGAGACAACGUAGACCAGAAUGCCCUGCUGGCGUACGCACUGGAAGCAGCAGACUUCUCCACCAAUCACCAGCUUCCGACUCUAGACUUCGCCAUGAACCACUAUGGGCAGCCGGAUGUGGCCAUGUUCGACUUCACAUGCAUGUACGCGACAGAAAACGCAGCCCUCGUACGCCAGCGCAGGGGACAUCGGCUGCUGGUGGCGCUAGUUGGAGACAGUCUGUUGGAGCCGUUCUGGCCGAUGGGGACAGGCAUUGCACGUGGUUUCCUGGCUGCUAUGGACACAGCGUGGAUGGUUCGGAGUUGGGGAAUGAGGCUUGACCCUUUAGAGGUGCUGGCUGAGAGGGAGAGUGUGUAUCGACUGCUUCCUCAGACCACGCCGGAGAAUGUCAGCAAGAACUACAGUCAGUACAGUCUAGACCCCAGUACACGCUACCCAAACCUCAACACACAGGUUAUUAAUGCAUCUCAGGUCUGCCAACUCAUAGACACAGAUGAAGGGCCACUUUUGGGAGUCGUUAUGGGACCUUCACCAACAUCGAGACUUACACACCAAGACUCCACAGCUCGUUCAAAUAAGCUGCUGAUUUGGUGUCAGGAGCAGACGCAGGGCUACAGGUGCGUGUGUGUGACGGACCUCACCACAUCCUGGAGGAGCGGCCUGGCUCUCUGCGCUCUUCUCCACAGACACAGACCUGACCUCAUUGAUUUUGAAGCUCUGGAUGAGAGCGAGGCUGAGCUGAACAACCAGUUGGCCCUGGACAUAGCUGAGCUGGAGUUGGGGAUCUCUCCCAUCAUGACCGGUCAGGAGAUGAGCCUGCUGGAGGAGAACGACUCGCUCUGCAUGGUCAUGUACCUCAGCCAGCUUCACGAUCUCCUCAAAGACACAGCGCCACCCAGUGAGACUCUGAGUGUUAACGACAGAACAGCUUUGAUGUCUAGCACCAAAUCUCCGCUGUCUUUACUCAACAAGCUUGGACAGAGUCUGUCUCGUAAACGGAACCCCAAGGAUAAGAAAGAGAAAGCUGUCGAUGGAAUGGGAAAGAGAAGAAGGACGAGUCAAGCCGGACAGUCGGACGACGAGGAGGUUUCACCAGAUCAGAACGAGGACAUCCAAGCAGUGAGUCCUGGAUCAGAAUCGAUCACGGCCACGGUUGUCGGUGGCAACCAAAGCCGAGUCAAAUCGAUGGCGUCCCGGCUGUUGGCCAAGUUUGAAGAAAAUGCCUCCCGACCUUCAGCCACUACGAUACGGAGACAGACGUACAUUAAGAUGUACACAGGGGGAGUGAGUUCAUUGGCUGAGCAGAUAGCCAAUCAGCUGCAGAGUCAGCAACAUAAACCCAAACCACUUCUAGACAAAAAGGAGCUGGGUUCUCAGCGGAGAGAAUUCCCGGUGAACAUCGGAGGCAGUGAUGUGUGUUACUUCUGCUCUCGGCGCGUCUACGUGAUGGAGAGACUGAGUGCUGAGGGCAAGUUCUUCCACAGGAGCUGCUUCCAGUGUGUCCACUGCAACUCUACACUGCGCCUCUCCAACUACGCUUAUGAUGAGCUUCAAGGGAAGUUUUAUUGCAAGCAGCACUACGGAUACAGGCUGACCGGAAUGGCUCAGCGGAAGAGACCAGCUCCGAUCACAGCCCCUCCUCAUUCUGCACAGGCACCUCUUGCUCCUCCUCCCACUCCUCUGUCGCACUCUUCCUCUGGAUCAGUAGACAUGGUCCCUCCCCCUGACAACAUCUCCUCCAGCACUCCUCCAGACACUCUGAGCGGACUGGCUAAGCGUCUGUGUGGAACUCCAGAGCGCAUCGCACUGGAAAACUACAGGUCCUGCUUACAGGAGGAGAACAGCCCUCUACAGGAGGUGCCAGAAGAGACGCUAGCUCAACACAACCUCAGCCUGAGCCUGCAGGAGAAAGGGAGUGAAGAGCAAUCCAGUUCAGAGUCAGAGCUGGAGGAAGAAGGGGAGGAGCCUUUGAGGAGAGGGGUGGAGCCACAGGCCAGAGCAGAUGGAGAGACAGAGUUAGACAGUGGGACGGAGCAAAGAAACAAAAAAGAGAGAGGAAAGGAUGAGAUUGAGGAUGAAGAACAAGAAGACGUUUCUGAAGAAGAAGAGGAUGGAGGGGAGUCUAGUGAUGAGUCUGGUAAGGAACACGCUGAUGAGCUGGAGGUAAAACUUUCAGACAGAAAGACUGAAUCAAGUGUCCCUGGGCCAAUGGAGCAACUUCCCUCGCUUACAUCAAAUACCCUACACUCACCAACCAGAGAACCUGUGCACACCCAUACAGACACAUUCAACCCUCCUGUUACACUAGAGGAUCAGCCAACCAAGAGAUCUGGGGUUAUUGAGGAAUUCUGGCUGAAAAGUGCAGAAAUCAGGAAGAGUUUGGGGCAGUCAGUAGUGCUUGUGACCUGCACUGAUCAAAAAAACCCAUCCUUCAGCACUGGAGAUACAUUUUACACCUCUAAACACACAACAUCUGAUUCCAAUUUGCCUUUACACACUCCCUGUAAGAGGGACUCAAUCAACCAAACCUCAGGUACCCUAACUCUAAGUGCUAGCACUGAUAGCACACAGACAUCUUCUAUGAAUGAGCUGCAAAGUUCAAAUACCCGUUUUCAAGGUGGUGCAUCAUCAUGUGCCGACGCACACUCUGCAGAAGCAAGGGUUGAGAAUGUGUCUGGAAUGAAGAGAAGCAAUGAACUAGAGGGGAUAGUGGACCGUUCUUCAACGGUCCAUAGGCUUAGUAUCACUUUGGAGAGCCAGAUAGCAGAACAGGAAAGGGACUUGACCACUAACUCUUCUUCCAACACCAUGGAAACCCAAAGAGUUUCAGCUCCAGAUUUAAGAUUUUUGCCUAUUCCCAGUAGCCCUCUAACUGCAAGGCAGGAGCUUGACUUGAACCGCUCAGAUCCAACUCUAAACAGGGAAAUCUUGUUGAGUUCCCACACUGUGCCUCUUCGGACCGAGGUCAUACAACAUGAUAGGCUGAAAUCUCACCUGAAUAGAGCUCAGAGUCUACCUCCUGUUGAGGUGGAGGUCUUAUAUGCAGGAGAUGCAGAUAAAUUGCAUCCUUGCCCUGCUAUGCCCUACCAUGCCAGUGAUACAGAAGUUCCUAUGUCCAGCCUCCCAAAAAUAAAGGAAAAGAGUGCACUAGAGGGAAGGAGGGCACGUUCAGAGGUCCCGUUGCAAAUGGCUGGUGCUGAGGCCUUGCAACAGAGGUCAGAAAUCAAGCCAUUGGAGGAGGAAAAUGUGAAGAAGCGGACCUCACUGUUCUCACCAAGGAAGAACCGAAAAAGUGCCAACCUGUCAGGGGAAACACAGCAGGAGCUGGGGAAACACAAAUCCUUGUGGAAGAGUGUCUUCUCUGGCCAUAAGAAAGAGAAGAAAAGGAAAGAGUUAGAAAGACAUUCCAGGACGUUGCCGAGCACUACCAGCCAGGAAAGCAGGAAAAGAAUGCCUGGUUUUCACAGAACCUCAGACCUGAGCUCAAUGAAGGACCUGAGCUUCUCUGAAGAAACAGACCUGUGCUGCAGUGUUGUUCUAGACAGAUCUCCACUGAGAGCGCAGCUGAGUCAGGAGGUGUCUGACCUUAUUAGGUCAGAUGGUCAGAAAGAGAGAAUUGAAGAGGUGGAGGGUGGAGUGGAGGAACGAGAAGAGUCUGUUUAUGUGCCCCACGCAUUGGCAUUCAAGAGAGCAUACGCCAUUAAGAAGCACAGCAGGAAAUCACAGAGGCCCAACAAGAAAGCAGGAACCGAGGAGGAGCUGGAUGCCAAGCUGACCCGCAGAGUACAAAGAGCUGCACGCAGGCAGGCCAAGCAGGAGGAGCUGAAAAGGCUGCAUCGUGCACAGAUAAUCCAACGACAGUUGGAACAGGUGGAAAUGAAGCAGAGACAGUUGGAGGAGAAGGGCAUCGCUGUAGAGAAGGCUCUCAGAGGAGAAGCGGACUACUGGGAGGACUCUAGUAUCUCAGACCUUCUGGACAUACACCUGGGUGGAAUGGGGAAGAAGGAUGACCCCAGCCUAAUGCACCAGUGGUUUAAACUGGUACAGGAGAAGAACGCACUGGUGCGCUAUGAAUCUGAGCUCAUGAUAUUUGCGCGAGAGCUGGAGCUGGAGGACAGGCAGAGUCAUCUGCAGCAGGAGCUUAGGGAACGCAUGGCAGUGGAUGACCAUCUAAAGAAUGAGGAGGAGCUGGCAGAGGAGCGGCGAAUCCUGGGUGAGAUGCUGGACGUUGUAGAGCAGAGAGACGCUCUAGUGGCCCUCCUGGAGGAGCAGAGACUGAAGGAGAGAGAAGAGGACAGCGAUCUGGAGGCGGCAAUGCUGUCUAAGGGCUUCAGCCUGCACUGGGCUUAAAACAUACUCACACACCCACAUACCCCCUAGGUGUAGAAUAAAGAAGGAGAAGGAGGACACUGUACACUGGAUGCAAGAUAUUAAAGCUUUACCAUGAACUACAUCAAAAUAUUUGGACCUACACACAAAAUUAUAUUUCUACUUGACCAUAUUUGCUUUGACCUGCAAGUAAAAAGUAAUUAUAUAAUAAUAAAUAUUCUGUAUUAUCAGAUGCUUGGGCAAGUGCGCAAUCUGUAAAUACUGUAUACGAGUUUAAGGUCUCGUUUAAUGUCACUUAAUAAUCUGAAGGGCAAAUAAACUGUCUGUAAAAUGAGAAAGAAGAUGCCUUUCAGGAAAACAGUAUUAUGCUAACUGCACUACAAUAAUAUGCAUAUGUAAACCUUAAAUGCUGCGUUAGCUUCUUUUUAUUAUUAUUAUAUUUUUAUUAUAUUUACUUAAAACAAAAGAGAAAUGCAGAGAUUUUUUAAGCGUAUUGGCCAAGUAUAUUUUUGUUGACAGACUUUUAAGACUGAGGUAAAGAAAUGGAUUUCGAUUUUAAAAGCCUGUGUCUGCAAUUGUUUGAGAUGCAAGAACAAACAGCGAAUAUGCAUAUUUUAUUCAUAAAAGUGUUUUAUUGUUUAACCUGAUUUGUUUCGCUAGCUUUUACACCCAAACUAACAACAAACAGGAAGCAUCACCGAAGCAGGUGCUGUCUGUAAGAAUGUUUCAUCUUGCUGAAUUAAAUUGGUCACAGUAAUUUAUAAACUUUCAGAAUGAAGCUCUUGUGAGAAUUUUUGUGUUUUUUGUGCAUCUGUGUCUUUUCUUUUACAUUUAUUAAUACAUUUAAAGGACAACUCUUAUGAGAUAUAUAGUAUAUAUUGUUAUGUGUGUGUGUGUGUGUGUGUAUAUAUACAGUAUAAACUUAAAACACAGCACCAUAUGACACUUGUUAUCUAAUCAGGAAUAUGUCCACACAAUUGAGGAUGAUGUACUACUCAGGCUGAAUUUCCAAAUACGACGACAGGGCUGUAUUUGUGGUUUACUGCAUCACUACAAAAAUUAAAUCUGCAAUAAAUUCAACAACAAGAUCAA
Tachysurus vachellii is the source of this 6637-nucleotide messenger RNA. It is a transcript of the gene mical3b, whose product is annotated as microtubule associated monooxygenase, calponin and LIM domain containing 3b. The record is from RefSeq and is a predicted model, not a curated record. Lineage: Eukaryota; Metazoa; Chordata; Actinopteri; Siluriformes; Bagridae. The coding region runs from base 233 to 5566 and encodes 1777 amino acids. Gene Ontology annotation, molecular function: protein binding; FAD binding. The transcript is spliced from 32 exons.